This is a messenger RNA of Cottoperca gobio, 1200 nucleotides long. It is a transcript of the gene lmln, whose product is annotated as leishmanolysin-like (metallopeptidase M8 family). Gene Ontology annotation, cellular component: cytoplasm; membrane. Lineage: Eukaryota; Metazoa; Chordata; Actinopteri; Perciformes; Bovichtidae. Gene Ontology annotation, molecular function: metalloendopeptidase activity. The record is from RefSeq and is a predicted model, not a curated record. Gene Ontology annotation, biological process: cell adhesion; proteolysis.
CAAUGCAAGGUGUGCAGUGAAUCAGGGAAGACCUGCGGCCCCCUGGGGCCCCCAGAUGGCCCGGGAGUUGAAGGGUCCGACUUCGUGCUCUACGUCAGCGGCAUCACCACGGAGCGCUGCGGGCAGGAGAACAUCGUGGCCUACGCUGCUUACUGCCAGCUGGAGGCCGAGCUGGACAGACCUAUAGCAGGCUAUGCCAACCUGUGUCCUGCGAUGAUCUCCUCUCAGCCUCAGGAGUUUGAAGGGAUGCUCUCCACCGUCAAACACGAGAUCAUCCACGCUCUGGGCUUCUCCGCCGGUCUGUUUGCCUUCUACCACGACGAUGAGGGGAAACCUCUGACUCCUCGCUUCGCCAGCGGCCUGCCCGCCUUCAACGAGAGUCUGGGUCUGUACCAGUGGAGUGAGGCUGUGAUCCGGAGGGUCAGCCGGCUGUGGGACAUCAGAGGGGGUCUGAUGGUGCGGAACCAGGUCCACGUGCUGGUCACUCCUCGUGUCGUGGAGGAGGCGAGGAGACAUUUCAACUGUCCCAUCCUGGAGGGGAUGGAGCUGGAGAACCAGGGGGGGACAGGGACAGAGCUGAACCACUGGGAGAAGAGGCUGCUGGAGAACGAGGCGAUGACCGGCUCCCACACUCAGAACCGGGUGUUUUCUCGGCUGACGCUGGCCAUCAUGGAGGACAGCGGCUGGUACCGAGCCAACUACAGCCUGGCUCAGAGGCUGGACUGGGGCCGCGGCCUCGGCUGCGACUUCGUCAUGAAGAGCUGCAAGUUCUGGAUGGAGCGGCAGAGACAGAGGCGUCACUCUGUGACUCCGUACUGCGACACAGUUCGAGCUUCUCCUCUGCAGCUCACCUGCAGACAGGACCAGCUGGCUGUGGCCGUCUGCAACCUGCAGAAAUACUCUGAGGAGCUGCCACUGGAGUACCAGUACUUUGAGAGGAUCCCUGACGUGUCCUCUGACCAGCUGUCGAUGUUCGGUGGUGCUGUGGAGAUCGCAGACUUCUGUCCCUUCAGUCAGGAGUUCAGUUGGCACCUGAGUGGAGAAUAUCAGAGGAACUCCUACUGCAGGGUGUCAGAGAACCAGCCAGGUGACACACACACACACACAGAGACACACACACACACACACACACACUCACACACUCACACUCACAGAGACACACACACUCACACAGACACUCACACAGAGACACAUAAAUAA